This is a messenger RNA of Hibiscus syriacus, 3667 nucleotides long. RefSeq names its product myosin-binding protein 2-like. Bases 114 to 2984 code for a protein of 956 amino acids. The transcript has 4 exons. Gene Ontology annotation, molecular function: myosin binding. The record is from RefSeq and is a predicted model, not a curated record. NCBI's taxonomy places the organism in Eukaryota, Viridiplantae, Streptophyta, Magnoliopsida, Malvales, Malvaceae.
UUCAUUCCCUAAUUCUCCCAGAACUCUCUCUCUCUCUCUUUUCGUUUUGUUUCUGUUCCUUCGAACAACUUCUAAAUCUCUCUGUACAUAGAAGAAACCAAAGAGCUUCAUUAAUGGCGGCCAAUAAAUUUGCAACCAUGUUGCAUAAAAAUACAAACUGGAUCACUCUUGUUCUUGCCUAUGCAUUGCUGGAAUGGAUUCUGAUCGUUCUCCUCCUCGUCAAUGCUCUCUUCUCUUAUCUGAUCAUCAAAUUCGCUGAUUACUUCGGUCUUCAAAGGCCUUGCCUUUGGUGUUCCAGGCUCGAUCGUGUCUUUGAGCCAUCGAAGUACAACAAUUCUCACAGAGAUCUUGUGUGUGAUGAUCAUGCCAACGAGAUUUCUAGAUUGGGUUAUUGUUCGAAUCAUCGAAAACUAGCGGAAUCCCAAGAUAUGUGUGGGGAUUGCUUGUCCUCCUCGAGGUCGGAUUGUUGUGACUUGUCAAAGAAGCUAGCCUUUUUCCCAUGGAUGAAGCAGGUUGGUUUGAUCCAAGAUGGUGAAGGUGAUAAAGUGAUGGAAAAUAGUGAAGAGAAUUCCAAGUGUUCUUGUUGCGGUGUGAUGUUGGAGAAAAAGUGGAACUUUCCUUAUCUUCUGAUUAAGCCUUCUUGGGAGGUUCUGGAUUAUCCCCGGAAAGGGAAUUUAAUUGCUGAAGAUGGAGGAUUUGAUGAUGUUGCAGAUGAAGAAGGCAAUGCUUCAGAUGGUACCAGGUCAGAUAUUUUGGCUGAUUUUAAGGAAGAUGAACAAAGGGUUCAAGAAAACAAUAGUGAUGAGAUCUUACCUGAUGGUGGUGAUGGUGAUGAUGAUGAGGGUGUUAAAGAUCAAUCGGAAGAAGAGGAGCUUUCAUGUUUUAUUUCUAGUUUUAAUUGCAAUCAAAUUGCAGCUGAUGAUAAUGAUUCUGGGGUUGUAGAGAAGGGUCUAGUUUCAAUGGAUGCCAACGAGUUGACUCAAGUCGGUGCUAGCAAAGAGGAGUCUCCUGAAAUUCAGCCUGUUCAUCUCGAGUUCUACAUCGAAGGGGAUGAUUGCCAUUUGAUUCCAGUUGAAUUGAUGGAUUCUGUUGCUAUGGAAAGCCAAAGAAGAUACAAAUUUAGAGAGGAAGAACUAGGUAUAGGUGGUAAUGGAGAUGUUAUAUUGGACUUUGAUUUGCAUUCCGGGACACCAUUGGAACCAAUGGCGGAGAAUAGUUGCAAUUCAGGAGAGAAAGUGACAUUAAUUUCACCCCAUGAAAGUGAGAAUGAAGCCAUUGUUGAAGUGGUUGAACCGAUGGAGUCCAAUGAGAUGAAGGAGAGCUUUUCAACACAUGCAAGAGAGGAAGAUGAGCAAGUUCAAGCUAAUUUGACCCCUCUGAAUGAAGCUGAUGAAGUUCAAGGAAAUGCUGCAAUAGGGGAAGGGAAAAUGGGAGUAGAUGUUAAUCAAGCUUGUGAUGAGCAAAAUGAUGAAAUUGAAGCAGAGAUCUCAAUAGGGACAUAUAUUUCUGAUCAUGAACCAAUUGAAGAUAUUCAAAUGCAGCUUUUGUUUGAAUUCACAGAAGAAGAUCCCUCCUCCAGUUCUUCUAAGUUGCAUGUACAUGCUGAUCAUGGCUCUGAGAAUGCCGAGGAAGAAACAUUACAGUUUAAAACUAUGACAGUUGCAACAUGUGACCAAGCAGUAAGAAACCAUUUAUCAGUAUCUUUACAGCUUAAUGGGAUGGAGGAUGAUAAAGUUCUUGAUACACCCACUUCGAUAGACAGUAUCCACCUGUUGCACAAGAAGUUGCCAUUGCUCGAAAAAGGAGAAUUGGGAGCGGAAGAUUCGUUGGAUGCAAGUGUUCUUAGUGACGCUGAGUGUGCGGAUGGGGUACUGACUGUUGAGAAGUUGAAAUCAGCACUAAAAGAUGAAAGGAAGGCUUUAAAUGCAUUGUAUACUGAACUCGAGGAAGAGAGAAGUGCUUCUGCAGUAGCAGCGAGCCAGACUAUGGCAAUGAUAAAUCGGCUUCAAGAAGAGAAGGCGGCAAUGCAGAUGGAAGCCUUGCAGUAUCAGAGGAUGAUGGACGAACAGUCCGAGUAUGACCAGGAAGCUUUGCAUCUCCUGAAUGAACUUAUGGUCAAGAGGGAGAAAGAGAAGGCGGAGCUUGAGAAGGAGUUGGAGAUAUAUCGUAAUAGGGUGCAGGAAUAUGAGAUGAUAGAGAAAAUGACAAUGCGGAAAAGGAUUGAUGACAGCACUAGGAGUGCAACCUCUGCAUCUUGCAGCAAUGCUGAAGACAGUGAUGGACCAUCAGUCGAUUUGAACCAUGAACCAAAGGAAGAAGACAGCUUUGGCAACCAUCAAGAGGACAUCAACCAGAAUACCCCUGCUGAUGCAGUUUUGUAUCUAGAGGAAUCAUUGGCUAGCUUCGAGGAAGAGAGGCUAUCGAUCCUAGAGCAGCUCAAAGUCUUGGAAGAGAAACUGGUUUCAUUGAAUGACGAAGAGGGACAUUUAGAGGAUGUAAAAUCAGUUGAAUAUUUGUUUAAAGAGAAUGGCAAUGGCUUGUAUGAGAGUUUUGAUAUCACCUACGAAACAAAUGGGGUUGCCAAAGGUCAUUUCAAGGGAGUGAACGGGAAACAUCACCAAGAGAAAAAUCUCAUGGCUGCAAAUGCAAAGAGACUCCUCCCACUUUUUGAUGCCGCUGAUGAAGAAAUUGAGGAUGGGAUAUUGAAUGGACACGAUAAUGGCUUUGACCCUGUUGCCUUGCAACUGCCCUCACCCGCCAACUCCGAGCAAGAUAGCAAAAGGAUGUCUAUUGAGGAAGAAGUGGACCAUGUUUAUGAGAGACUGCUAGCACUUGAGGCAGAUAGGGAGUUUCUAAAGCACUGCAUUAGCUCCUUGAGGAAAGGAGAUAAAGGAAUCUAUCUUCUUCAAGAAAUUUUACAUCAUCUUCGCGAUUUGAGGAGUGUUGAACUCCGAGUAAGGAGUAUCGGAGAUGCCGUUAUAUAGUUGCAUGCACCAGAAUACGUACACUUGGAAGGCUAAUUGAAUGCACGAAUGGAGUUGCAUAACCACUACACAUUUAGGAUUAGGAAAAAGAGAUACCAAGUCGGGCGAGGGUCAACAACAUGAUGGAAUUAAAAUUCCACAUUUUUAAAGAAUUUUCAAUGUGAAAGUCCCUUAAUGGAGAGGGAAGCUUCUUUUGUGGUCUGUUUGGGGGUGGACUGGAAAACUGAAAGACUUUCAUUCCCCUUUGCAAUUGCUGGGUUUUCAGUGUCCAAGUAAUCCCAAAACUUGUGAGGUCUCAGCUCUUCAUCACCUUUUAGAGAAAAAGGAAGAUGGUGAGUGUAUGUGUGUGUGCGCGCAAAGCUUAGUUAAGGUGAAAGCCAAUCUGGCAUUUUGUAUGGCAUGGCCUGAAGAGCUGGAGUGAUCCAACAAAGAGUCCUUUGCCAGAUGCAUUAACAUUAGUUUAUUCAGACAAUUAGAACUAGGAAGCCCCUUUUUUUUUCAUUUUUUUAUAAUAUUCUCAAGGGAAAGAAAGGGUAAAUAACCCCAUUUUCCAUCUCAUCUGUUGCAUCAUUUCAUCAUCUGAUUUGGGUCUGUUUCUAUUUCUGAGGGGCAAAGUUGAGUUACAUGUAUACACAUGCAUCCAUCUGUAAGUAUAUAAAGUGAGUGUUUGCAUUGUUUAUGUU